GACGUCACCCCCAUCGUCAUUGGUUUCUGCAAAGGAUUCCUUAGUGUUGACUUUAACUUUCUUUUUGCUUGUUUAUACAAUUAAUUCAGCUGUCAACCAUCAUCAUCCCUCCGAGGGGUAAGAUGGGUAAGAUUCUUUCGAUCAGAAUUUUGAAUUCUGUCAGCCUGUGAAACCAUUAUCAGCCGGGGGAGGCCACACUUUGACUCCAGAGUGUCCGCCGUGCCUCCACUCCUCCACUCCUCCACUCUGUCUCGGUACGGAAGACAGAGUGUGGCCAAUAGAAUGACAUACGUGAUGACUUCAAAGACCUUGAGAUGAUCGCCAGGGUCUUUCCCAAUCGUCCCUGUGGAGUCUUCUUUUCAUUGGAGGUGAUUGGAUUCCCUUCUAGCUGGCCCCAACCCUCCGCUUUGUUCUUAUGUCCUCACCCGCUAGCGGUGACCGAAUGCAGAAUGACAAUGCCAAUUCGACACAGUACCCCUUUCCACCUUUCCAAAUUCUGAUGGUGUGGUAGUAUAGGCAAUCUACUACAUCCAACUACGUCGUAGCCAAUCUCUAGUGAGCCUAACGAGGAUGAUGCAUCAUCAGCCUUGUUCGUGGCGAAAGUUCAAUGGCCCUAGCUCAGUCAUUGGCCUGUCGACUCUCACUUACGCCAUAGCCUGCAGGCUUGGUUUCCCAUCCCGGCACUAAAACGGCCUUCUCACAUGUCGAUCAACGCACAUCUCACUUCUCUCACGUUGGUAUCCCUAGUCCGUUUGUAUGCAAUAGGUGCCAGGGAAAUGCCAGGAAGUUGCUUCGAGUUGAACCACCUACAGUUGUACUCUGCCCGUACAUUAUGUACAUACCGACCUACAUACAUGUAUAUCCUGCCUAUGUAUUGUACAUACUACGCUACAUACUACGCUACAUACUACAGUACCUACAUACAUGGUAAUACCUGUAUUAUACUAACUAGACCCUCUAGGCCUUGGUCUAUCAGAAGCCACCCCCAGCAACCCUUUCUUCCAUGUCUGAGUCUAAUAGUCCUCUGAAGUCAGAACCCGCUUCUAGUUCGAGUCUCCUCUUUCUCAACUUGCUUCCCAUAUAAAUCCUUUCAGGCCUCACACUUUCUUCUUGCCAUUAUCCCAAUUCUUCACAACCAUCGUGAGAUUCUAAACUAUUCUACAACCUGACAUCGAUCCAUUACUCUAUUACUUCGCUCUCCGACUUGAAUUUAUCAUCCACUCAACCCAAUUCGACCCUAGCACCUCUUCUCGUGUUGAAAAUAUAGUAUUAUCAAAAACUACCCCUCGCCAUGUCAUCGAGCAGUUAUACUAUCUCCAUGCCAUCUUCUCUCCCCCCGCCAGUAGACCUGGCAAGCUAUGCUCGGUCGAUGCAUCAACAUACCAAGCGACAAAUGGAGGCAGCAAAUAUGCCCACAAGUCGACGAUCCGGCCGAACACGCGCUCACGUAUCACAUAUGACCAACGGUACUUCUCGAUCUCCCUCAUCGAGUAGUUCUAACGAAAUUCAAUAUCAUGACUGAUUGAGAUCUUCGCAACUUUUUUUUUUAUCUACUAUUUCAC
Molecule: messenger RNA, 1562 nt
Organism: Hypoxylon fragiforme
Lineage: Eukaryota; Fungi; Ascomycota; Sordariomycetes; Xylariales; Hypoxylaceae
Exons: 1
Coding region: 702-1028 (108 amino acids)
Source: RefSeq, a predicted model, not a curated record